Anopheles stephensi (Asian malaria mosquito) is the source of this 3577-nucleotide messenger RNA. Its product is annotated as U2 snRNP-associated SURP motif-containing protein. Gene Ontology annotation, cellular component: nucleus. Gene Ontology annotation, biological process: RNA processing. Bases 111 to 3371 code for a protein of 1086 amino acids. Gene Ontology annotation, molecular function: RNA binding. NCBI's taxonomy places the organism in Eukaryota, Metazoa, Arthropoda, Insecta, Diptera, Culicidae. The record is from RefSeq and is a predicted model, not a curated record. The transcript has 9 exons.
CACAGAACGCACAGAACAGCGAGCAAAAGUGUGUUUUCAAUCAUCGUCGGAGAAAAGUUUGCGCUGCAAUAUUUUAAGCAAAAAUAGGAAGUUAGCCGAAAGCCAGCAAGAUGGGGAAGCGUCCCCUGUCGCGGAAGGAAAUCGAAGAGCAAAAGAAGCGCGAGGAUGAGGCGGCCGCAGCCCACGCUUUCAAAGAGUUUGUGGAAACAUUUCAAGAAGCGCCAUCCAAAAUAUCGAAGGUAUGGGUAAAGGCCGGAACGUACGAUGCGGGUUCGAGAAAGGAAGACACAAAGGACAGAGGCAAACUGUACAAACCACAGUCUCGUCUCGAGAUGGAACAUGAAAAGUCGAUGGACUACGUGAAGAUGGUUGCAAGCGAAAGCCGCAAGGAUUCGUCAGCAAUGGGCAAGAAACGCAACCAGGAGAAGAAAAAAAGCAAUCUGGAGAUGUUCAAGGAAGAGCUGCGCCAGAUACAGGAAGAGCGCGAGGAGCGGCACAAGUACAAGCACAUGGCACGCACGAUGCUUCCCGGUACCAGUUCCACCGAGUCUGACCCCGUUUACAAGGAGACGGAGUCCGGUUCGUUCGAUAACGGUGAUCCAAACACGACCAACUUGUAUUUGGGAAAUCUGAAUCCAAAGAUCUCGGAACACGCACUGAUGGAACUGUUCGGCAAGUAUGGGCCGCUAGCUAGUAUAAAGAUUAUGUGGCCACGCUCGGAGGAAGAAAAGAUGCGCAAUCGAAACUGUGGGUUUGUGGCGUACAUGAGUCGUCGCGAUGCGGAACGCGCCCUGCGCGCACUGAACGGGCGCGACGUGAUGGGGUACGAGAUGAAGCUCGGCUGGGGCAAAUCGGUCCCCAUUAUGACACACCCCAUCUACAUACCGCCCAAGCUGUUGGCCUACACACUGCCACCGCCCGCUUCCGGGUUGCCGUUCAAUGCUCAACCCCAUCCGUCGGAUUUGGAAAACAUUCCCAAGAUGACGUCGGGCGCCUACAUGUCGGAACCGGAGCUGAAAGAGCAGAUGGACUCGGUAUUGGUGAAGUCGGUGGUGAAGGUGGUCAUACCGACCGAGCGGCCGUUGCUGAUGUUGAUCCACCGCAUGGUGGAGUUUGUCAUUCGCGAGGGUCCCAUGUUUGAAGCGCUCAUUAUGACCAAGGAGAUGGACAAUCCGAUGUACAAAUUUCUUUUCGAAAAUGAAAGUCCCGCACACAUUUACUACCGUUGGAAGCUGUUCUCGCUGCUGCAGGGCGAUACGCCGGGCGAUUGGAGAACGAAGGAGUUCCGCAUGUUUAAGGGUGGUUCGAUAUGGAAACCUCCGCCAAUUAAUUUUUACACCCAGGGCAUGCCCGAUGAACUGCUCGCCGAUGAGGAAGGAAUCGAGGCAAACAAAGGAAAUCUUUCCGUGGCACAACGCGAUCGGCUGGAAGAUCUGAUACGGCACCUUACCCCGGAAAGGCAAAAGAUUGGCGAUGCGAUGAUAUUCUGCAUCGAGCACGCAGAUGCGGCGGAAGAGAUUUGCGAAUGCAUUACCGAAUCACUGUCCUCGAACGAGACGGUGGUGAAGAAGAAGGUGGCCCGCAUCUAUCUGAUCUCGGACAUACUGCACAACUCGGCGGUGAAGGUGCAGAACGCUAGCUUUUUCCGUAAGGCGAUGGAGAAAAAUCUGCUCGACAUCUUUCGCAACCUGAACGCGUACUACAUGCAGCUGGACAGUCGCCUCAAGGCGGAAGGUUUCAAGAGCCGCGUGAUGGGUGUGUUUCGUGCCUGGGAGGAGUGGACCAUUUAUCCGCGCGAGUUUCUGGUUAAGCUGCAGCACACGUUUUUGGGCAUCCAGAUGGCGGAAAAACAGCCGGAAGAGGAACCGGAAGAGGAGAAGGAGGAUGAGGAUCUGGAUGGUGUGCCGCUGGAUGGAGCAGCACUGCUCAAGAGUGCAAUGAUGUGUGGCAUGACCAGUGGCGGAGGUGCGGGUGGUGGUAAUGGAGGUGGGGGAGAGAACCGUACGCCGCUGCUCAAGCACGACAUCUACAGCGAUGAGGACGAUAUCGAUGGAAUGCCGUUGGCAGACGAUGACAUCGAUGGCAUGCCAUUGGACGGGGCAAUGGACUCGGGUAUGCUGGACGCUGGUCGACGAGCUGGUACAUCCGGUUCCGGCGGCGAUGGACGGGCGGGAGGUUCGGGCAAAGGAAAAUCAGCUGGAGGAUCGUUUAUUCCCUCAAAGUGGGAAUCGGUGGAUGCAGCGCAAAUCGAAGCGCAAGCCAUUACGACCAGCAAAUGGGACACGUUGGACCCGGUCGUGCCGGAACCACCAAAGAUCAGUUUGCAGAAGGAAGGCGCGGGACUGAUCAGCAGCAAGUACGGUAGCUACAGUGACGACGAUGAUGAUGAGGAGGACGACGAUGCCGACGAUGCGCAGCGGCAGGAUGGUGACGGAAGUCGCAGUGGUCCGGAUCAGGAUGAGCUGCGACGGGUGCGGUUGCGCGAAAUAGAGGUCAAGAUGGUGCAGUACACGGACGAGUUUGAGUCCGGUGCGCGACAGGUGCGGACGGGUUGGACGCUGCACGAAGAGAUCGACAGUUACCGCAUGAAGCUGAUGAAGGAGAUGGCACAGGAACUGCGAGACAGAGGGCGUGAAGAGAUGAGCUGGGCCGGAGGCUCAGAUGAAGAUAGUCGUUCGCGAAGGGGUCAGAAGCGGGCCGGAAGUGUGGAGAGCUCUCGGAAGCAAAAGCGCAAUCGGCCGUCGGCUCGUUCGAGGGACUCUGCCUCGCCCGAGUCGAAAUCCUCCCGACGCAGACAUUCCAGCAGUUCGUCGGACGAGGACGAGCUGCUGGCAAGCAGAACCGAUGCCCGCUAUCGCUACUCUUCCGAGCGUUCCGUUUCGCCGGGUCCGGCCGCAUCCGGCUCCUCGCGCACCAGCAAGUACGAUCUGCUCGGCUCACCGGCCCGCCACGGUGGUUCGGCCAGCGAGUCCAACUACGAUAAGUACGAACAUCAGCGGCGUGAUGCGCGGGACAGUAGGGAAAGCCGUCGGGAGAAGAAGGAUGUGGCACGGGACCGGAUGCAGCUAUCACACGAACGGGACCAUCACCGAGAGCAUCGCGACAGCAGAGCCCGGGAGAGUGAUUCGCGAAGCUCGCACGGACGUGAGCGGGAGCGUGAUCGGGAGCGGGAGCGUGAUCGCGGUACCAGGGACCGUGAUCGUGACCGUGAGCGAGAGUACGAACGUGACGUGGACGACAGUGUUGGUGGAUCGUCGCGCUAUCGCGAGCGUGAACGGGCGAAGGAAGGGUACAGCAGCAGCAGCGGUGGAAGUCGGAAGGAUUCUUCGACCAGUUCAAAGUACGACGAUAGGACAAAGCGAUACCGGUAAAGCCGGACGAAGCAGAAGAGGAAGAAGCUCGAUUAGUUGUGUGCUGUCUGUCUGUCUGCGCUAUUAGCUGCUGCAUUCUUCUGCAGCCGGAGUAGAGCAAGAUUUUAUCUAAGGAAAGUCACUCACGUACGUAUAUUUGCUAGCAGGUAAGAUUAAAAGGAUGUCCCUAAAAGCAACAAAUACAGAUUUUAAUAAUCUUUAACUAA